Messenger RNA from Episyrphus balteatus (marmalade hoverfly), 1263 nucleotides. Its product is annotated as U2 snRNP-associated SURP motif-containing protein. NCBI's taxonomy places the organism in Eukaryota, Metazoa, Arthropoda, Insecta, Diptera, Syrphidae. The record is from RefSeq and is a predicted model, not a curated record. The transcript is spliced from 4 exons. Bases 156 to 1157 code for a protein of 333 amino acids.
UUGUUUGAAGGGAAGAAGCUGAACAGAGCUUAUUAUGACAGAACACAAAUGAUGCAUCAUGCGGAUGCGGAUGCAGAUAUCAACAAAGCAACCAAAUUUUUGCUGCCGGUUUUAAUUUUUUCUAAACUUUUCAAUACAAUUUGAUUUUCAAAUAAAUGGACAACAAUUUAUUAAGCGAAUUAGAUCAAUACAUUAAAUCCGCAAAAACUCGUUUACAAACUAUUCUUACAACACUUGAUUGGACGGUAGCGGAUUCUCUGAAGGCAAGCACUUGUUCAACUAGAAAGGAAGAAGAAUAUUUUAAUAGAAAUGAUCCGCCUUUGCCGGAAAGUUUUGGUUGCAAUAAUUCUGUCGUCAUUGAUGAAAACCAGCUGCAAUCGAUUCUGCAAACGACAAACGUUUCGAUAGCUAAAAAGUUCUCAGGUAUUCAAUUAAAUUUUACAAGAGAACAAAAAUGUGAACUCUACGACCAUGUUAUUGCUAACACUGCAAAGACUUCGGAACCAGAACUCAAAGUAUCACUUCCCAAUGACCAAACUGAUAAUGCUAUGACAUUUGCGGAAAUUGUAGCGAAAGCAAAGAAAAAAGAAAAGAAAUUGCAAAGAAAAUAUCGAACAAGUAAACCAACACAUAUCGAAGAGGUUCGCAAUUUAGUUUCCCUGCAAAUGCAAGCAUUAGAUAAAUACUUUAAUCCUGAGACUGAAACUAAACCGGACAUUUCAAGAUAUAAAGUUACUUAUGAAGAACGGUUUCAUGAUUAUAGAAGGUCUCGUCACAGAGACCAUUUAAAAUAUGUAAAAAGAAAAUCAAGAAGUCGCAGCAGUGAUGAAAGAAGUCGAAAUUACCAUAACCGUAGAAGAAGUGAUAAAAGGGAGGAAACUACGAGAAGGCGAAGUCGAAGUUAUGAUCGAAAUAAUCGGUUUUCGAAAAGAAAAUCUCCCAGUAUCGAAAGAAGAAAACACAGUCAUGAAAGAAGGAAAAGUAAAGACAAUCUACAUUUAUUAAAAAAGAUUAAAAAAGAGAAAUCAAGAAGUAAAAGUCCUAAAGAGAGUAAAAGUAAAGAUGAUUUACAUUUAGUAAAAAAAAUCAAAAAGGAAAAAGUUAGAAGCAAAAGUCCUAAAAAGAAGAAAAAACAUAAACACCAUCGAAAGCAUUGAAUCAUAAUUAAAGUGAAUAAAACAAAUUCAAACUCAUAAGCACAUCUUUUUUUUUAUUAUUAUUAAUUAACUUUGUUUUUAAAAUAUUUGAAUAUCAUAAGCAAAA